UCACUGGUCACACUGAUCUCCGAAUUCUUAUCAUCCCCAUCACCCUCACCCUUUGAAAAAUUCUGAGUUUGCUGCAAAUUUUAGCGAAUUUGUGUGCAACUAAUCGUCAAUUUUAUUCGUAGAAAUCAAGUUCGAAUGAUAUUGUGUUGAAGCGAAGAUAGCUGACUGUAGAGAUUUCAACAUUUGCAUUUCGUGAGACGUAAAUACUUACGUAAGUAAUCCUCGUGAAAAUGGAUCAGUCUACAGGCUCGGAUUUUGACGAUAUUGUGUCUGCGAUCCAGACUCCAGCCAGUUCUAAUUCGAUCGAUGAUGAUAAUCGUACAUCGUCGAGUGAGGACGAGAAACAAACCAAUUCUGAAGAAACGCGACAACCACCGCCUGACGUGAGUACGCCAGAGAUGCCUAUACCGAGCAGUAGUGCAUAUACGGCGUCGUCGGCGUCGGACACUCGUCUAGCCAGUAUCAUGCAGAUGACGUUGGAGACUUUACGCUCACAGAGCUCUACUUCGCCGCAGCAAGACACUGCACUUCAGUUUUUCGAUAAGCAUCCUCAGAUGUUGGUGGCGCUCUCAAAGCAAAAACAACAAGAAGAGUCGCAACAGAAAACUGACGGUAGUGUCAGCGAUCAAGUUCCGGCGGCUAGAAAACCUGAUCCUGAGAAGAGGAGACUGAUUCAGCAACAACUGGUGCUUCUGUUGCAUGCUCACCAAUGCCAAAAAAGAGAAGCGAUAGCUGCCGAAGAAGGAAGACAGUGCGCAUUACCUCAUUGCAAAACGAUGAAAAACGUAUUAAAACACAUGGCCUGUUGUACGGCCGGUAAACAGUGUGAAAUUGCGCAUUGUUCAUCUUCCAAGCAGAUAAUCUCACAUUGGAAAAAGUGCCAGCGUCCGGAUUGCCCAGUUUGUCUUCCUUUGAAGCAAGUCGACAAAUCGCGAAAUAAAAAUGCAUUCUUUACAUCAACCGGGCAGGCAGCAAGUCCGCCAGAUGCGCAACCGUUGGUCCAGAAGACGGCACCUAAACCGCCGCCGACGGACAGCGAUUUGAGAAGAGCUUUCGCCGGCCUGGGUAUUCAGCUGCCACUGGACGGGUCAAGUUCGUCGGGACAGUCGACGUCAGCGUCGUCGCAGCAACCUCAAAGCUCUCAACGGUGUAUGGCACCCGGAGUAGACCCUCGUUGCAGUCCACCAAUGACACCGUCGCAGCAACAAACCAGCCAGCCUACGGUUAGUGAUAUGGGAAAAGUUAACGCAGGCGUAGAUUUCACGGUACCGCCAAGUGGCCUGGGUCCCAGUUAUGUCCCGCCGCAAUGGUAUCAGUCAACUGGUCAGCCAAUAGGUGGCGGUUACGUCGGUAUGGGUUCGAUUCCUACGUGGCAGCCGUACUAUGUGCCGAUGUACAGUGAUAUGAGAAGAACUGGUUUGGGUUAUAAUCCUGUUUCGGCACCAUGGUUCCAGCAACCCAUUCACACGAUGCCCAGUGAAUUCAGAACACCUUAUCCUGGUAUGGGUAUGAUGAUGCCGCCGUAUGGAAUGGGUUACAUGCCGACCUCGAUGGCUGCUCCAAAUCCACCGCCGUUCAGCUAUCGUCCGAAUUCAGGAUUGAGUGGACCCGUUCAGCCAUCGCUCGUAUCUCUUGCGGAAUUCCAACAACAACAACAACAACAACAACCGCCGCAAGUUAAUAAUGUACCAUUAAAUCAGCAACCGAACAUUAGCGUUGGAUUCGGAACUCCUGCACCAACAGUAUCCAAACUCAAUCCACUUAUACCAUCCACGGUUCAGCCACAAAAUCCGCCAGUUGCGCCACCAACUAAAAUUAACGUUGGAUUCGGAACUCCAGCACCAACAGUAUCCAAACCCAAUCCUUUUAUACCAUUGACCGUUCAAAAUCAGCCGACGAUUAGCGUUCCGGCAGCGGUAGUCGAAGGAUCUUCGCAGCAAAGCAACGUCGCAGACGAAUCGAAACCAAAUGACUCGAAGAAGGCCAGUGAUCAGAAAAAAGGCUCUAAAUAUUGGCACAUAUUCGUCACUACCGAGGUCAGGGAACACUUGGCGAAGAAGAUAGCUAAAGCGAUGCUCCCUGUAAACGACAAUCAAGCUGCAGGAGGAUCUGGUGAAGCGCAAAAUUUCCCAAACAACGAUUACGACCGUGUUAUGCUCAAGUUGGAAUCCUACGCGAAAGAAGUCGAAUGUCAUGUUUACGAAGUAGCUAAUUCCCAAUACGAGUACUACCAUUUGCUUGCGGAGAAGUAUUACAAAAUACAAAAAGAAUUGGACGAGAGACGCCAGAAACGAUCGCAGCAACUGAAAAAGAAUUCACAAGAGCUUCCUGUAGGGCCACAAACAGGUGCUUCCGCAUUGGGUGCGCCGCUCAUUUCAACACCUCUGUCACCGAGCAGCGACGUAUUAGUGAAUCUGGGACUUGGAGUUUCAGUUCAAUCAGCUUCUAAUUCUGUACAAAUGCAUUCGCAGGUUCAUCAAGAAACGGCUUGUCAACAACAACUGAAUGGUGCGAUUGAGGUUUGUCUUCCCGACAACACAGUGCCCACAUGUUCAAAUAUUGAACAAGAAACGAAGCAAGAAAAACCACAGCUCCGAAUACAACACGAUGAAGCUCAAUUGAAUAAAUCUGAUGAACCAUCUGAAUCUGAGUCUUCGUCUGCAAGUUCCAUAACAAACGACACCCCUCGAAACGUUAUUACCAAAGAAUGGCAUAAACUCAUUAAAAAUGAACUAAGGGAACAUUUGGUAAAAAAACUAGUACAAGCGAUCUUUCCUACGAGCUCCCAGCAAGCAGCAGGCGAAUCCGGUAAUGGUGGCUCUAGUGCACCUGACCAAGUGCAAAAUUCUUCAAGUAACAAGUUCAAUCACUCAAAGUCGAAUUUACUUAUCGAUGAGCGUGUUAUGCGGAAUUUAGAAUCGUAUGCGAGAAAAGUCGAACAAGAUAUUUACGAAGCAGCGAAUUCCAAAUCCGAGUAUUACCAUUUGCUGGCGGAGAAGUAUUACAGAAUACACAAAGAAUUGGAUGAGAGACGCCAGAAACGAAAAGAACAACAAUUACAGCAACAAAUGCAGCAGCAGAAACAGUUAAAGUCACAACAGCUUCCUCAAGGAGUAGCUCUACAGUGCUCAAGCGCCAUGUCCGCACCAGUCGAAGAAAUGAGUAAAAUUUCAUUAUCUGCCUCGCCUCAUCCUUCAGCAGCCAGCACUGUUUCGAAUAAUGAAAUAUCCAAAGAAGCGAAUAGCGAAACAGAUUCCGAAAAUGCUGAUAACCAUUCGCAACAGCAACAGCCCGAACAACAGCGGUUGGAUGUACAGCAAGAUCAGCAGCAAUCGAUGGAUGAUGCGAAUCAGGAGUUUUCCGCUGAAUCGAUCUCUUCUGUGACUGCUGCCACCCGUUCUUUCUGCACAUUCGUGUAUUCUUAUAAUUACUAUUAUUAUUCUUAUAUCUAUUCUUCUGGACUUUCUCAUCCUAAUUGAGUUCACUCGACGUACUCUUCAUCUAAACACUGCGAAUUAUUUUAUAGUAUUAAUUUUGACUACGUACGAAUGGUAUUUUAUUCGUUAUUGACCAAUUUUUUUCUUCUUUCCUGUGGAACUGGUAUCUUGGAGUUUCUCUCCUCCACUAGUUCGUUCGUAUCUUAUAAGAUUUAACUUUCAAAAUAUCAGUGUGGAAAUCAUGUAUUUAGCCAAUUUAGUUAAUUUGCAUACUAUGGUAUCUAUCUACCCCUUUUCUUUCUGUCUGACGAUCGUCAAUCGAAAGAUAUCCAUCAAAUUAUUUAUUUUUUCUCCUGUCCUUGAUCGUGACGAAAUAAUUAAGAUAUUUGAAAGAGAAAAAGUAGCCUUAUUUACUAUUAUUAUCGAGUUUAUCUCUUUAUCUAGAUAAGAAGGACGUUGUUCAAGAAUUAUUGUGCAUGUGCAACGCAUCGUUCAUAUAUUUUUUUUUAAGUAUUUAUGUAUUUUUAUUCAUUCUAGAACGAUAUCCUAUUAUAGUAAUUAAUUUUACUACGUAUUAAAAUGUAUUCAUUUAUUUUAUUUUAUUAAAUUUUUUGAAUGUAA
Messenger RNA from Planococcus citri (citrus mealybug), 4058 nucleotides. Its product is annotated as histone acetyltransferase p300-like. Gene Ontology annotation, molecular function: transcription coactivator activity; histone acetyltransferase activity; chromatin DNA binding. The coding region runs from base 231 to 3479 and encodes 1082 amino acids. Gene Ontology annotation, cellular component: transcription regulator complex; histone acetyltransferase complex. NCBI's taxonomy places the organism in Eukaryota, Metazoa, Arthropoda, Insecta, Hemiptera, Pseudococcidae. The record is from RefSeq and is a predicted model, not a curated record. Gene Ontology annotation, biological process: positive regulation of transcription by RNA polymerase II. The transcript has 15 exons.